Molecule: messenger RNA, 2383 nt
Organism: Trichosurus vulpecula (common brushtail)
Lineage: Eukaryota; Metazoa; Chordata; Mammalia; Diprotodontia; Phalangeridae
Product: zinc finger protein OZF-like
Exons: 2
Coding region: 966-2270 (434 amino acids)
Biological process (GO): regulation of transcription by RNA polymerase II
Molecular function (GO): DNA-binding transcription factor activity, RNA polymerase II-specific; RNA polymerase II cis-regulatory region sequence-specific DNA binding
Source: RefSeq, a predicted model, not a curated record
CUUGGAGGAGGAGAGAAUCCCAGAAAGGAAAUGGAACACAAAGGAAGCCGUGUCACUGGAUGGUGGGAGUUUUCUUACCAGGAGUUCCCGUACCAAGUUGGAUCUGUUGAGGUUUAGAGGUGCUGGGACCCCGAAGUAGCGACAGGGAGGUCCUGCCAGAAUGGAUUCAACCCAAGCACGCUUUCAGCCAACGACAAGGUUUAUUAGAACACCAAUAGAAGGUGGCAGUGAUUCUGAAAAUCUGCUAUAUUGGCCAGACUUCUUAAGGAAUCUGAGCGUUCCUAUCACUAACGCAAGCAGUCCCAAUCGAAUCUGAGCGCCUUAAUGGAGGCCAGGAACGAUCUUCUAUACAGAAAGACUGUAGAAAGGUUCUAGGAGUGGCCAAGUAGUCUAGGGUGGGAAGUAGCUGGGGGCCAUUCAGAGGGAAUAGGUAAUGGAGGGCUGGGCGACAGCAAAUUGGGAGAUUGGGCACAGGCCACAAUGACAAGCCAGUUGAGAGGAUUACUGGGAUGCCUCAGGAGAAUGCCAGAGACUUGACCAUAUGGGAAAGUUCAAGGAGUGGUUCCAGAGCCUGUACUCCAUCAGGUCCACAAAAUUAAAGUUCUAUUCCUACCUUAUGCUUCGGACAGCACAUCUCCCUCCCCUAACGUGAUGGUUUGUCAACUCUAGGCUCUCCUUUUUUGGGUAGGUGUUGUAAAGCCAACCGUGCGAAACCUUUACAAGUAAAAGAAGUGGACAGCAAACAACUCUGACCACUACUAUCCACGUCAAAAGCAAGUUUCUGAGACAAACUUGUCCCUCCACUAGGAUUGUGAGGGGAAAUUACUGUUCAGGUGAAGGGCUGGCACCAAUCUCUGAGGAUCCUUCCUUCCUAUGGGCUGACAUCUCUCUGCUUUCUGGGAGCCAGCUGUGCACAUGCAGCCGCCAGGUCAUCUUGUAGAGCCCAAAGCCUAGAACCAGAGGGAAUGGCCCCUGGCACACAGAGACCCUCAUUCCAGGAGUUGAUGACCUUCAAGGAUGUGGUUGUGGACUUCACUGAGGAGGAGUGGUGCCUCUUGGAUCAUUCUCAGAAAAAGCUGUACAAGGAGGUCAUGCUAGAGAAUAUCCAGAAUCUGCUGUCCCUGGAUGUAGAGACCAAGUUUGAAGUAAAUGAGAUGCCUAGAAAGCUGGGCCCUUUUGUGGAAGAAUGUAACCUACGAAGAUUCAUGAGUGAUGCUCCCUGGGACUUCAGCUUGAGAAAGAUUGGUGACUUUAUUUUGGAGAUAGAUAAAAACCCAAAGAGUGACUGUGAAUUGGAUGAAAUUGGAAAGAGAUUCAGACAAUCUUCUAUCCUAAAUCACUGUAAGAAAAUGACCUCAGGAAAUGACUGUCCUUCAGACAUUGAAUAUAGGAAAUGCUUUAGAGAACAUGUAAAGGUUUUUCAGUCCAUGGAGAAGGCUCCUGGAAUGCAAAUGUGUCCAGGUGAUCAGUGGGAGAUGACUGUGAGCUGGAGUUCAGACAUCAAUAAAUAUCAGAAAAGUGAUACUGGAGAAAUGCUUUGUGUAAGUAAUAAAGGUGGGAAGACCGUGAGUCAGAAGUCUGAACACAUUACUCAUGAGCAAACUCCCAUUAGAAAGCAGCCUGAUGAAUAUGACAAGUGGAAAGCUCAGAGAAUCCACUGUGGAGAGAAGCAUUAUGAAUGUAAUCAGUGUGGAAAAGCUUUCAUAAAGAGCUCCACUCUUACUGUACAUCAGAGAGUCCACAGUGGAGAGAAACCUUAUGAAUGUAAUUGGUGUGGAAAGGCUUUCACACAGAGCUCCACUCUUACUGUACAUCAGAGAAUCCAUACUGGAGAGAGACCUUAUGAAUGUAAUCAGUGUGGAAAAGCUUUCACAAAGAGCUCCCAUCUCACUGCACAUCAGAAAAUCCACACUGGGGAGAAGCCUUAUGAAUGUAAUCAGUGUGGAAAGGCUUUCACACAAAGGGGAAAUCUUGCUGCACAUCAGAAAAUCCACACUAUGGAGAAGCCUUAUGGAUGUAGUCAAUGUGGAAAAACUUUCAGAGAGAACUCCCAUCUUGCUACACAUCAAAGAAUCCACACUGGAGAGAAGGCUUAUGAAUGUAAUCAGUGUGGAAAGGCUUUCACACACAACUCCACUCUUGCUAAACAUCAGAGAAUCCACACCGGAGAACGUCCCUAUGAAUGCAAUGAAUGUGGAAAGGUUUUCAGACAUUGCUCCAGUCUUGCUAAACAUCAGAAAAUUCAUGGUCUAGAGAAGCCUUAUGGAUAAAAUCAAUGUGGAAAGGCUUUCAAACUCCCCUUCAUCCUUGCUUUACAUCACAUAAUUCACACUGGGGAGAAAUUCUAGGAACUUCAUUCCUCAUAUGUUAGGGCAGGACAUAG